GCUUGUGCGUCGUGGCUGACGGACAGUGCGGUCGCGUAGCGAAUACGAUCUCGCUAAUCCGGUUUCAAUAAGUGUUGUAAACAAAUUUUAAUCAUUUUAAAAACCAGUUUUUCAUCUCCAGUUUUGUUGUGCAAAGAUCAAUCAUGCAGAACGAUGGGCUACCGCUGUAUCCUUCCGAUUUCAAUACCCAAGUGCAGAUUAAAAAGUUUCACCAGAAAAGCGACCCGUCCAUUACAGUAGCGCAGCCGUUGGUGGAGCCCAUGCCGCAUGUGCCCCCGAAGCCUCUGCUGGGGCCUGCGAAUACGGUGACGACUUGCCAGUUCUGCCACGCCUCCAUCAAGACUGCCGUCAAGUACACCACUACUGCGCGCACGCACAUGGCCGCGGCUCUCUGUGGCUUAUUGUGUUGCCUGUGCUGCGUUCCGUAUGGUUCUGAUUCAGCAAAAAACACCGACCACUAUUGUCCCAACUGCGAGAGAUACCUCGGCACAUACGUCAAGUAAUUACAACGAUGUGAAAUAGGAGUCACAUUUUACAUACAUUUAUUUUUUUAUUGUUACGCUUAAGAUACAGAUGCCUUAUAUUAUAUUAAAAAUAUCUUUAUUUUAGUAAUAAAUCGAUAAGA
Molecule: messenger RNA, 625 nt
Organism: Spodoptera exigua (beet armyworm)
Lineage: Eukaryota; Metazoa; Arthropoda; Insecta; Lepidoptera; Noctuidae
Source: the annotation of a GenBank genome assembly